This is a messenger RNA of Capsicum annuum, 1240 nucleotides long. RefSeq lists its product as uncharacterized. NCBI's taxonomy places the organism in Eukaryota, Viridiplantae, Streptophyta, Magnoliopsida, Solanales, Solanaceae. Bases 386 to 1024 code for a protein of 212 amino acids. The transcript is spliced from 4 exons. The record is from RefSeq and is a predicted model, not a curated record.
UUAGAGGCACCGCUCUCAAAAUAAUAUAUAAACACAAUAUCUAAAAAGCCUACGAAUAAAUAAAACCCUAUUGAAAACCCCGUUUAAAAAACAACUGCAGUAAAUUAGAACUCAGAUUAAUCAGACUUCAACGCGCAUAAACAAAUUUGAUUAUUGGUAGUUAAAAAUCUCCCAUGAAACAUAUGCAGUAACAGUUAGGAACCCACCAAAAAAGAUAACCACUUGUUCAUUUCACUUUCUUUAUCUCACUAUUAAAUCUAUUUUUAGCAAUUUUACACACACAAUUUUUUUUUUACAGUAAUAGUAAUAGUAUUAGAUGAUACCAAUGAACCAUUGAAAAAAAGAUAAGCAAUUUUAUCAGAUCAAGAAAAUAGUUGUAUUAGAUAUGGCUACAGAGAGCAAAUCUAGUGUAGUGAAAGUGAAGCCAAGUGGUAGUAGUAGUCAAGUUGGUUCAUCUUCAAAACCCAAAAUUGAUUCAUCUGUAAUCAAGAAAAAGGUUGUUCAGAUCUCAUCAAAUAAGCAAUCUGGAGAUUCUAAGGGUAAAUCUGCCAUUAAUGUCUCUAAAACUGAGAUGAAAGGAAAAUCAACCUCAAGUUCAUCCAAGACAGUCACAAAAACGCAAACCAAAACUAGAGUGAAGAAAGUGUAUUCCUUGGCUGGCCAGAAGUUUGAUGUUCCUGAAGAGCGAGAACCGUUGAGGUUAUUCUAUGAAUCGUUGUCAAAGCAGAUACCUUCAAGUGAAAUGGCAGAGUUCUGGUUGAUGGAGCACGGUCUGUUAUCACCGGAGAGAUCAAAGAAGGCGUUCGAGAAAAAGCAGAGAAAGCAAAAGCAGAUUCGCACGGGGACUCCUGUUAAAUCUCCUCCUCCGCGGCCAAUCAUAAGCAAAGCCGAGAGCUCGAAAAAGCAACAGCAAGUAUCAAAGAACGGCGACAUAAGGGCAAAGAAACGACUAAAACGUGAUACUAGUAGUGAUGACGACGAUGAUGAUGAUUUCAUUCUGAGCCCAAAGAGGAGAAAAGUGUAGGAAAUUUUUUUUUCUGCAUUUGCAAGAAUGAUAGACUGAGGAGACAUUCUUGAUAUUCUGUUUCAAUUGAAAAUGAAAAAUCAAAUAAAAAUUUGUAGUUGACAAACUUGUAUAAUGGAACUAUAGUUGUUAUAGAAACUCAGUUAAUACUAUUUACAUUUUUCUUUUCAAAAAUUAGAAGAUAAAUACAAAAAAUCAAUAUUUUUUGAGUUGACA